AUGGUGUCCCGACUGGCUUCAAAAACGACAUACCACCGUCGGGAUGCAUGGCGCAGUCAGGCAAAGCUGGUACGGACGAGUCAUUGCAAGUCUGCCAGGAGAACUGGCAGUGCCGAAGACGAUCCAGUCCUUCUGGAUCGACUGGUCCAACAGGAGGUUGACAAGGGCUGGUUGCACAAAGUUGAGUCGCUUGAUGAGGCGAAGCGGCUUUUUCCACAGGUCGCUGUGGGCAAGAUGAACAUCGUCCAUUCUGAAGGCAGGGACCCUCGACUGGUGGUAGAUUCUUCCAUUUGUGGUACGAACGCCGCCUGCUCAAUCCCAGAACGAAGUGCAUUGCCAACCUUACAGUCCAUUCUGUCCGCUUGGCCACUACGGGGCCUGAGGCAGCAAAUUGCUGCAUGGUCACUGGAUGUAAAAGCCGCGCACAAAUCCAUUCGAGUUCGCCGAUCUGAACAAGGCCUGCUUGGAGUGCGUGUGGGCAAUACAUUCUUCUUCUAUUCUGUUUGCCCCUUUGGGGCGGCCUUUUCGGCGUAUUGGUUUGCGCGACUGGGUGCAUUCUUGGUUCGUACUUUGCACCUCCUGAUUUACAUCGCGCAUUUCCAAGCCCUAUACGUGGACGACCUUUUGGGUUUUCAGGUGGCCUCAGUGGCUGAGAUGUCUUUCUGCAAAAGUGCGUGUAAGCUUGUGUACUGGGAUAGACCUGCAACUCUUCGUAAGCUGAGAGCUACUGUCAUCGAGUGGUACAUCGAGCUUCAAGUGGGUAAAGAGAAGACACCCACGUUGAGUCAGUUGAGCUUUGAGAGACGGCAGCUGCAGAAGAGGAAGAGUGUCACUGACCAGCUUGAGCAGAUCGAGUCAGCAGCGAAGAUCAUUGCAUACGGUUGCAAAGUCCUGAGUGCUGAAGAUAGUCUACUUGAGCCCUUCUUGUCUGCUGUGUUUGUGAUCCUACGCGACUCACCCUACCAACCUGUUGGUGAGACCCGGUUCAAUCGUCAAGGUCAGACCGUAGCAGAAGCAGGCGCACCGACCGGAGCAGGUCCAGAUGUUCAGAUGCACCAGAUUGGAGCGAGUGAUGGUGUGCAGCAAGGACAGCCCCAAGUAGUUCUCGCAGAUCCGAGUCAGGUCGCUGCAUUGAUCCAAACGGCCAGCCAGGCAGCGCAUAGUGCAGCACAGGCGGUGCAGCAAAUGUCAUCCGCCACACAGCGUGCCGCGAGUGACAGACAGUUUGCAGGCUACAGUGAUGCAUCAAAGGUGUUGCGUUAUCCUGAAGGUUUUGGGGGAAAUGAUUCACAUGAGAGUGACGUUGCAAAAUGGCAAGAGUUCGCUCAUUCCUUCAAAUCAUGGCUUAUCUAUGCAGAACCUGAAUACGGUGAGGAGCUAGCCACCAUAGAGACCAGUCCGCAUGUGGUGGUGACCAUCGCUGACAUGGUUGAGUCAACCAAGCCCCGUGCCCGACGCCUUUACGCGAUCCUUUCAGGGUUGCUCAAGGGUCGCCCGCUUGUCAUAUUAAGAUCCAUACCUGAGCAGAACGGCUUCGAGCUGUGGAGGCAGCUGCAGUCAGUAUACGGUGGCAAACGUGGUAAGAUGGUAAGCGCGGCAAGUAUGGAGAUGGUAAAAAUGGCAAAAAGGGCAGAGGCAGCAAAGGUGGCAGGGGUCAAUGGGGUGCAGGCAAACGAGGAGGCAAGUCAAUCGUCCUUGAAUGCCCUGAGUCAAGCGUCCUUGAAUCCCAAUGCCAAGAGUGCCGCAGUCCGGAGAGUGUCGUUCUCCGGCACACAAGCCUACACCAUGGAUGACGAUGAUCGAGUGAAUCUCACGAUUUAUGACCUUUCAGAGGGUGAUCUUGAGUCCGGAAUGCAAGAUGAGGUGGCAGCAGGCUACUGGCCCGAUGAUUAUGCAAUUCGCAUGUUGACGUGUCAGCAUCAGCAUGUGCGAGAAGUGCCUGAGGUGUUGCAGUCAGGGAAUGUGGACAUCAUACUGGACUCUGGAGCAGAUGUCUCUGCUCUUCCCUUGUCCUUCGCCAAUGCAGGAGUGUCUGAUCCCCAUGCCCGAUCCGUCCAGUACACUGAUGCACAGGGUCAUCCCCUACGCGUGCAAGACACGAGGAUUGCUGAAGUCACCAUAGGACCACUGAAGUUCUACGAGAGGUUCGUGGUAUCAGGGGUUACCAGUCCUUUGGUUUGCCUAGGUAAGCUUGCAAAAGCUGGAUGGUUCGUGAAGCCUGAGUGUGAAGGCAUUUGCUUGACGGAUGCAAGUACGAGCAUUCCGAUUGGGUACAGGCAUCAGUCGUUUUGUGCACAAGGUUCCAUCCGCUUGCUGAGUCAAAGCGAGGCGAAAGGCUUGAGUUGCAGUGCCACCGGUGGAGCCAUGAAUCGUGUUCGAGGCUCAAUGCAAGGCAUGCCUAGUGGAGAAGGUGUUGCACUAUGUGAUCCCCAGGGAUCAAGCUCCACUCAGUCCCCGUGUUUCAGGUCGCAUUGCAAGAAGGCCUCACAUCAAUGGAUGCAAGGCAAGUGGUUCCUUGAAGAGUACGCAGAAGAUGUGGGAUCGUUAGCUGCUAAUGGAGGUCUGGCUGGGCCAGUUUCCGACCCGCAUACGGUCUUGCCCAACCUUUGUACUCCCAGGGACGACACAUUGAGCCAGUUCCACGUGCCGGGCAACCUCUGCCUGUUCCUAUUGCCAAUUGCAACGUCCAGCAGGAGCGAUUGUGAUUCUGAUGCUGAAGAAGAAUCAGCCAGGCACUUUGCCAGGUUUCGGCAGUUCUCUGUAGAGUCCAACCAACAGCAGCAGAGUACUUCAUCGUUCCUCUUGAAAGCUGUCUCGAAGCGAAAGCCCGCAAAGGCGGCCGAUCCCCACCAUCCCAAGUUCCAGCAGAUUGCAGGUUUCUCCCAGAUGGCCUUGUCACUAUUUUGGGGUGUUCUUGUUUUUAUGGGUGAUUGUAGUGGAUUGUUCAAGCAGAUCCAGUGCUCCGAAUUUGCCAGUCAUCACACCUCGCGGAUUCUUUCCGGGUAUGCCACGAACACGGUGCUCCGUUACCUGGCAGCUUGGUCACACUUUGUGGCGAACCUUGAAGGGCUAGGCGAAAGCUUCAUGUUCCCCCUGCAAGCUAUGAGCUAUGCUGAGGCGCUGAGGUGGUUGAGGCAUUUUCUCCUCAUGCCUUGGGCGUCCUCUCCACCAGAGGUACCGCCCCUCAAUUUCACAGUGCAUAGUCUCAAAGCCACUAUGCUUUCCAUGUCCCUUCAAGUCAAUGUUGAUGAGGUUGAUAGGAAACGUCAAGGGCACCACCGCAUAAGCAGCUCCGCUCUUUAUUCCCGUGACGAUGUUCAUGGCAUGCUUCGGUGCCAAUCUUGCAUUCGUGAUAGCAUCCGCACAGGCUUCCGAUUUUUGGUCCCCCAGCACAGAGGGGGGCAGCAGCCCUUGACGCCAGCGUACGUUCCACCGGAAGCUUUCUCUAAGGACUACGAGUUUGAACCCUUCCAGUGGUUCUCGUUUCAACUUGAUGGCAGUGAUGAUUUGCUUCAAAGCAGUAAUGGGAGUUGGGAGGUCGCAGAAAAUCAAUUAGUCACCCCUGAUCCAGACAUAGAGGCGCUGGACAAAGAUCUCGUGUAUCACUCUGACCCAGGAUCUUCAGAUGAGAGCGAGGAGGAACCUUCGGCACCCCCGGCCGAAGAGCACAACCUAGGUGAACCCGAUGAAUUCUUGCUGGGCUCCUGCACCGCGGUGUUGCAUGUGCUCUGCCCUUCAGAUGCUUUGUCAGGCACACUUGUCAAUGGCACAUAUAUGCGUGCAAAGUGUGGUGCCACUCUUCCGGCCGAUCGGCUCAUGAUCCACACGUCAGUAUCAAGUAUUGUUCUAGCGCUAAACACCAACAUUAGCCCUGCGUUAUCUUUGCUUGACAUGGCUGACUCCGAGUUGGAGAGUGCACUGGCGAAGGAAGGCUUGGCAGCAGAGGUCAUCAAAGUGGCCACGGGGCUGGACAGUCAGAUUUUGUCUCGGUUGCAGAUAGCCCAAAUCAAAGCAGCGUGGGCGGGCAUGCAAGCAUCCAGUUCCUCUAGUGCUCUACCGGCCCCAGUCAACGCAGAUCCUACUUUGGAGACAUGGGUAGAGAGUUUUGCUCCCAAAAUUGCAUCCACGAAGCUGUCCGACAUGAAGCGCCAAUUCCUUGCAAAUUACCCAAGUGAGGUCUUGAAUCCAUCUACUCUACCCUCUUUGAGGCUGAUUUCCCUCGCAGCCCAUCAAGAGGCACGUUCGGAGUAUAAAUGGAUAGCUUGGAAACAUCGCAUGACGGAAGAGAAAGCUUCGGAGUUGUUGAUUGCCCGACCCCACAAACAGCCCAAGCUCGAAAUGCUGGGUCUUUCCAGCUUGCUCCUUGAUGAUCCGCCUACAAUCGAAGUGACCGAUGCCAAUAUGGGGAUCAGUGGUAUCCAGCGGAUCUUGGCAGUGCAUGACGUUGCGUUAGCCAUGGUUGGCUCAGCUCACCUUGCCCGCCUCAAAGCCUAUAGCUGCAAGUUUGUCCAGCUUGUGUCCCAGCGUUUCGACCCAGCAUCAGGACUGCGUGCACCGACAAUCCUAGAAGCGCAACAGGCAGAUUGUCGGAUUUGGCAGAGCAUCCAUUCUUUAGUCAGUGAGAAAGCUUGGAGCUUGAAUGACGCGUUGCAUGAGUUCACUGAAAUCAGAGGUGAGCUUAGCACCUUGCUGCAGGCUCGUCCGAAAGCCUUGUUCAUCCCCCGCGGCCCUGAUCUCAAAGGCAAGGGCAAGCAGGUUGGUCAAUGGAAAGGCCUAGGCAAGGGCCGGGGCAAGGAAAAGGGCGGUAAGCCCAAGGGCGCUCCAGGGAGACACAUCACCUUCGUGAAAGAGAUCCAAGUGGGAUCUGAGAAGAAAGGGCUGUGUGUCCAGUGGCAGAUUGGCCGCUGCACAAGGGGAGGCUCCUGCCCCUUUGUUCAUGCAUGUGCAUACCCCAAGCAGGAUGGAUCAGCGUGCGGGAGCAAGUCGCACACAGCCUCUCAGCAUGAGCAGACGCCUCACUGUGCAAAUCGUGUUGCUGGGUAUGAUAUCCAGCCGGCAGCUCGGCCAGCCGAGCCUGUAAAUGUGAUUCCGAAAUCGGUCUCCUUGUUGGAGACAAACGCUGGGCCUGUGUCGUCGCCAGCACUGCAAUGUCCUCAGGGCAACAUCCCGCAUUGCUUUCAGCCUCUUGGCCUCCACGCGUGCUUCCUGCCAGGUGAGACUUGGAAUGCCUUGUGUGUCAGCAGGAACAUCUUGACGUCCCCGCACAAGGACACAGCAAAUUUGCCGGGGUCAUCAAACUUGACAGUGGGUAUAGGUUCGUACUCGGAUGGAGGUGUUGUGGGGUAUUGUGCGGCAUCCCCUUGCUGCUCGGAAUACUCCCGCCUGAAACUCUUUGGAGGUGCUAUGUCCUGGGAUGAAUCGUGCGUUCAAGGCUGGUUGCACUGUGGGUCCACAGCCCUCAUUGUCCUCCCGGCCUGUGCAUUUGGGGAGAACUGGGCAAAAACUUGGUUGUUUGCAUCGAGCUUUCAAGCCCUGUCCGUGAUGGGCCAGACGUGUCAACACGGACGCAAUGCACAUGAGUCCGUGCAGGGACGUGAGAGUGAUGGCUCGUUCAAAAGUCGUAAGACGGCUAAGUACCCUCAAUGCCUGGCUGAAGAAUUCGCGUUGCACAUCAGGUCGCCACUCUUGUGGGGAUUGGAGUACCCCAUUGUGCCAGGUGUGGCGACAGAUGCAAAUACAUGGAAGGAUGUAUCACUUUCCAUCCACAUGCAGAAUUGGCGCUCGGCCUCAGUUGAUUUGUCCGUGACUCAAGCCUUGCUUCAGGAGGAACUUGAUCAGGGCUUCUGUUUCAAGUUUGAUGGCGACAUUGAGGAGUCCGAGCAGGGUCUCCUAGGUUUCGCUUUUGCAGAUUCUUUGUACUUCUAUCGCGUGGCCCCAUUCGGGGCGGUCUUUGCGCAGCAUUGGCUCUUCCUCAUGGACUGUGUUUCUGACGCGCUGGACUACAUGUUCGGACAACGUCAGCGCCGCCUGGCACACAACGUGUGGGUCGAACUGCUCGGGGACCAUCUGCGGAACGUAUGGAAAACGGGCGCUGCGCUGGCUGGAUAUGUGGCCGCAUCCUUGCGGGAGGCAGUGGCAGGCAAAAGGCUGGCCAACUUGCGUUGGCUUACUGCCUUCUAUGGGCCGGCGCUGCAAUGGCGACGCCGAGGUCGAACGCAGGCCCUCGCGGAUGAUGCCUACAUGUUUUCCGCCUGUAGGAGGACGGCCCCGCAACACUGUCAUGCGAAGCCAGGUGAAAAAGCUACCGUUACCCUUUUGAGCAGUGUGCGAAGUGUACUGGGCCAUAUGGAUGCGAUUGCCUGCGCCAGCAGCGUAGUGGAGGUCAUUGAAGGGAUGAGGCCGUCGCUCGCGUACAGCCUUGCAUAUGCAGCGCAACUGACACGGGCCCAGCGUCGGCCACUGGCUGCCAAACCGCUCGCAGCAGCUCCGCGGGCCAUGGAGGCCCUGCCCGUAACUGCGUUGGCCGCUGGAGUGAAGCUUUGUGACCAUGCGCUUAACGUGUUUCCGGACGAUCUGUCCGCGUCUUUCAGGCCCAUGUCUUCCCCAGCACAAACACAGCCGCGGCCUCAUAUCUGCUCACUUGCUCUAGGGGGCUUAGCCUUGCUGGCGCAGAUCCAUCCCACAGCUGCUGUCCAUGCGCCUCAGACCACGUCAGCUGUACCUUUCCCAGGCUGGAUACAGAAGCGGGCGUUCAAGCGUGCCCUUCGUCGCGCUGCCCUCAAGGGUAUUACCGAGUACAUAGGUAUCUUGCACACUACCCAGACCCUCCUCGGUCGUCCUUGCUCUGCCUUGAGCCCUGAGCGGCGUGCCGAUCACGGCCCACAGCAACCCAAGUCAGGAAACAGUCGCCGCCUGCGCUUGAUGACGUGGAAUGCCGGCGGCUGCCAGACCCAAGUCUUUGAUGAACUCAAACUGUGGUUGUCAGAGCAGCCACAGCACCUUAAGCCAGACGUCGUUAGUGUCCAAGAGACGCAUUGGCCGGCGGGUGGUGAAACCGAGUUUUCCAUCAGUGGCUACCGUGCUGUUUCUGAGCCGGCCUCAGACCGCAACUCAGGCCUCCUCCUUCUGGUCAACAGUCAUCUGUGCAAGGAUGCCGAAAUCCAAUAUCGCACUCUGGUGCCGGGUCGUCUCCACCAUGCGCGCGUCCCUGUCAGAAACUCGGUCAUAGACAUCUUGCACGGAUACCAAACUGUGUGGCGACCUCAGAAUGUCCAAGAAACUCUGAAACAACGCCGCCUCUUCUGGGAUGAACUUCGGCGUGCUGUUGCGGCGGUGCCUCAGCGCAAUAUGUUGGUUCUCAUGGGUGAUUUCAAUACCACCCUUGAGCCUAAUACAGCUUGUACCGGCACAGCCGUGCCCACCACGAAGAAACGUUCAGAGACUGACAGUACCCUCUUUAUGCGGAUCCUGCAAGAGUUCUCAUUGUGCGCGCUAAAUACCUACUCAGGCUCGCCGUACACGUUCAAAGCACCAAAUGCUGCCUCGCAGAUAGACUACAUCAUCACCCGUAGUUCUAACGCAGCUGGCCCAGCCAAACAUGCCUCGCCCCUCCGGGCCUUCAAGGUCGCCUCCUGGAGAGGUGGUGGACGUCACUUGCCGGUUCUAGCCUCGAUUUUCUACCUUCCUGCCUUCUCACGUGCUCCAGCUCACAGCCUGCCCCCGCCCAAAUGUGAUGAGCACGACAUGCGCGCAGCCAUCAAGCAGAAACAACCCAUCAUGCAGGAAUACAGAGCUUACAUCGCGCAGAGUAUCCAGCAGUCUCCGGGCACAGAUAGAAAGCAGCUUGAUACUCUGAUAUACCAAGCCAGCCUCAAGUUCUUUCCUCCCCCGGUUCGCGUCAGACCCCGUCCUACUGAGUCCCACCCGGACGUCAAAGCUGCCAUACACACUGUUUGGCAGGCGAGACAAGCGCUCCGAGCACGCACCAUUCGGCGCGGGCAUGCUGUCCUUAAGGAAUGGCUCAACGCGGCCAAACUACAGCGACUUGUUCGGGCCUCCCGCAAGGCUAGUCGUCAAGCUCGCAAGCAACGCUACGAGCACUAUAUCCAGCAGGCGCAGACCCAGCACAAGGGUGACCAUCAUGGGCUCUUUCGCGUUGUCAAGCAACUAGCGCGCAAGCAACCGCGCCAGCGCAUUCAGUUGCGCAACACAGAGGGGCAUCUCAUAAGCCCAAAGGCCCAACUCGCACAACUUCAAGCCUACAGCCAAGCCACUUUUGCUCAGGCUGACGCUCGGCCUGACCUCUCCACUCUUUGUGAGGCCUUUCACUGCACCAAGGCCUUUGAUUUAGCCGACCGAAGUAUGCUCGGCAUGGCGCUCCGAGAUGCAGGGAUCUCAGAGGACAUCGUAAGUGUCAUAUUAGCCCUCCAUGCUUCUUGCGAGUACAACCUCACUCAAGGCUCGGAGCAGGCUAGCACCCGCACUACGAACGGGAUAAGGUAUCUGGGCAUGGAAGUGACGUAUGGUAAUUUCGGCUCUCUCACCCUGCGCCAUAACAUUGCGCAGGCCAAAGCGCGAUACUCACAGAUGCGGAAGCUGCUUGCUGGGAAACAUUGCCUUACCCAGGCGUCACAGGUUCAGCUUUGGCGAGCAUGCCUGCAGCCCGUUUUUCUCACUGGCUUGCACCUCUGCUGUUUGACCCCGACUGAAGUACAAGAGCUUAGAGUGGCCAUGGUAAGACAGGUCCGAGCCAUCACCAGGUGUCCCGUGCACCUCACUGGCGUCUCCACGGAGGCGCUGCUGCAGAAGCAUGACCUAAAGGUAUGCGCAUACACCGUGCCAAAAAGCACCCAGACGCCGUGCCAGGCCGCGCUGCUCUUGAUGCGCACUCCUGCGCUGUUGCAGGACCAAGAUGUCAGAGCCCUGCUAUCAUCAUCUUCCUUCGCAGAUGCCUGGACCAUCAUCUGCACAGUACGCUCCUUCCGCAGGAGUGGCAGGAUCAUCACUGUGCAGCUGUGCGGCUGGGCGCUCGAUGUCUAG
Messenger RNA from Symbiodinium natans, 9039 nucleotides. The record is from the annotation of a GenBank genome assembly. Lineage: Eukaryota; Dinophyceae; Suessiales; Symbiodiniaceae.